Hibiscus syriacus is the source of this 2169-nucleotide messenger RNA. Its product is annotated as pentatricopeptide repeat-containing protein At2g13600-like. Gene Ontology annotation, biological process: RNA modification. The record is from RefSeq and is a predicted model, not a curated record. Bases 20 to 2140 code for a protein of 706 amino acids. NCBI's taxonomy places the organism in Eukaryota, Viridiplantae, Streptophyta, Magnoliopsida, Malvales, Malvaceae. The transcript has a single exon. Gene Ontology annotation, molecular function: RNA binding; protein binding.
ACAAGUGACACCGAUAAUAAUGUCGUUAAGAUGCAUUGUCCCAGCAAAAUGGAAGCAUAAUAUCUACAAACUAUACUCAACUCAGCCACCUCAAAUAAUUUCUACAAAUAUUUACAUAAAUAAGUUGGUGAAGAGCGGGCAGUUAUACAUCGCGCGGAAUAUGUUCGAUGAAAUGCCUAAAAGAACCGUUGUGUCAUGGAACACCAUGAUUUCGGGUUACUCAAAGUGGUGGAAAUUCAAUGAAGCCCUUGCUUUACUUUCAUCCAUGCAUCGGAGUGAUGGUGUAAAGUUUAAUGAGUCCACUUUUUCCACCGCACUAAGCUUAUGUGGUCGCCUGCAAUCUUUAAGCCUCGGGAAACAGCUUCAUUGUGUGGUUAUUAAAUCUGGGUGUGAGAGUUUUGAGCUUGUUGGAAGUUCUUUGUUGUAUUCUUAUGCGAAUUGUUUCGAGAUCGAAGAAGCGAAGCGAGUUUUCCACGAAUUGCAUGAUAAAAAUGAGUUGUUGUGGAAUUUGAUGAUUGUGGGUUAUGUUGAGUGUGGCUUGAUGAGGGAGGCUCUCGAUACGUUCAUGAAGAUGCCGAAAAGGGAUGUUGUGGCUUGGACUACUUUGAUUUCGGGAUAUGUGAAGAGCGAAGAGGGAUGCGAGAAGGCUUUGGAGUUGUUUUGGUGGAUGAGAGGGAGUAGUGAGGUGAUGCCUAAUGAAUUCACGUUGGAUUCUGUUAUAAGGGCUUGUAGCAGGUUAGGUGAUUUAUGUGAAGGGAGGCUUGUUCACGGGAUUUUGAUCAAAUAUGGAUUUGAAUUUGAUCAAUUAAUUGGUGGUGCACUGAUUGAAUUUUAUUCUGAUUGUGAAGCUAUUGCUGAUGCUAAGAGAAUCUAUGAUGGAGAAACAAAUCCGUGUUUGAGUGCUUCAAACUCACUUAUUAGAGGGCUUUUAUCAAUGGGUAAGAUUGAAGAUGCUGAACUGGUUUUCAAUAGACUAGUUGAGACAAAUUUGGUUUCUUAUAACCUGAUGAUUAAAGGAUAUGCUGCUUGCAGUCGAGUUGAAGACUCGAAACAAUUAUUUGAAGAGAUAUCUGAAAGAACAAUAGUUUCUACUAACACCAUGAUUUCUGUAUAUUCCAGAAGUGGGGAAAUUGAUAAAGCUUUGAAGCUGUUUGAAGAAACACAGGGCAAAAGAAACUCUGUGACGUGGAACUCAAUGAUGUCUGGUUAUAUUCAAAAUGAGCAAUACAAAGAGGCUCUAAUGCUGUACCUGAAUAUGUGCAGAUUACAAAUAGCGUGUACAAGGUCGACAUUCUCAGUUCUCUUUCAUGCAUGUUCAUGUCUGAGAUCUCUUCAACAAGGACAAUUACUUCAUGCACACUUGAUCAAAACACCAUUCCAAUCUAACGUUUAUGUUGGAACAUCCCUCGUAGAUAUGUACUCGAAAUGUGGCAGCAUCAUUGAUGCUCACAAAUCAUUUUCCAGCAUCUCUUCACUUAAUGUGGCAGCAUGGACAGCUAUUAUUAAUGGGUAUGCACACCAUGGGCUUGGCUCUCAAGCUAUCUCACUCUUUGAGCAUAUGUUGGAGAAAGGUGUGGUCCCUAAUGGUGCUACUUUUGUUGGAAUUCUGUCUGCCUGUGCGCAUGCUGGUCUGGUAAAUGAAGGAAUGAAAUUGUUCAGGUUGAUGGAAAAUUGCUACGGUGUGGUCCCAACUAUAGAACACUAUGCAUGUAUGGUUGAUCUUCUUGGUCGGGCAGGUCUUCUGCAAGAAGCGGAGGAGUUCAUUAAAAAGAUGCCAGUUGAAGCCGAUGAGGUUAUUUGGGGAGCUUUACUCCAUUCUUGUUGGUACUGGAUGGACAUGGAAGUCGGUGAGAGGGUAGCAGAAAAGCUGUUCAGUAUGAAUCCAAAGACUAUAUCUGUAUAUGUGAUUCUAUCAAAUGUAUAUGCAAUACUUGGGAAAUGGGGUGAAAAGUUGGAGGUGAGGCAGAAGUUGAGGGACAUGGAAAUGAAAAAGAAACCAGGCUGUAGUUGGAUUGAGCUAGACAACAGACUCUUCGUGUUUUCUAUAGAGGAUAGGAGCCAUCCAUGCUGUAACAUGAUUUAUGCAACCUUACAGCACCUGACAACAAAUUUAAACUCUUUUCAUUUCACUUCGUUUUGAUUGCAAGAGAUUUUGCUAUUUACUAUACU